Papilio machaon (common yellow swallowtail) is the source of this 1268-nucleotide messenger RNA. RefSeq lists its product as uncharacterized. Bases 191 to 1240 code for a protein of 349 amino acids. The record is from RefSeq and is a predicted model, not a curated record. NCBI's taxonomy places the organism in Eukaryota, Metazoa, Arthropoda, Insecta, Lepidoptera, Papilionidae. The transcript has 6 exons. Gene Ontology annotation, molecular function: RNA binding.
GCAAACAUAUGUCAAUGUCACAUUAUUCAAACAAAAAUGUAAAAAAGCAAAAAUAAAUAAAAUAUGUAAAUCCAAAACUAUACAAUAAUAUUCUUAUAAAAGCCUUUUGCAACUCUUGGUACCCAUAUUUAAAAAGACGCGUGUGAUUUUUCAAACCCAAAACCUGAGUGUACCUAACCAUAAUCGCAAUAUGGUUAUGAAUGAAAAGAUGGGAGACACAGCUAUAGACAAAAAAGUUAAAAAGAUCGCCACGAAGCGAAAGAGAAAAAGUAAUGAGAAUGUGGUUAGUGCAGUAAAUGUUCCCAAAAAUAUAGUAGCAAGCAAAAUUGAUGCGGAUAAUACAAAGUUAACAAGUCUGAAGGAAGGGCUGAAAUCUCCUGAUAUCAAGAAAUGCAAGACCACUGAAGUUAUAGAACAGUAUCCUAUUUUGAGUGACAAGGAACUCAUACAAAAACUACAAAGUGUGUCUUUGACAAAUAAUCAAAAAGGAAGGCUUCGUCAAAUGAUCAGAGACAGCCUCAGGGGCACUUCAGAAGUUUUAUUACCUGAAGUUAUUAAUAACAGAAUACAAGCCAUACUCAAAAGUUCAGAUGUUUACACAGAUUCAGAUCUGAGAAAAUUGAGAAUUUUGUACAACAUGUUGAAAACUGCAUUGAAAGCAAACACAAUUGAAAAAACAAAAACUGAUAAAGUUAAAAGUAAGAAAAGUGAUGUGAAAAAAAAGAAAGAGAAAUUGUCAACUGAUGAUGCACAGAAAAAGGACACUCUUCCAAAUGAAGGAGAAGGGGUUAAAAAAAGUGAGAAGGAAAAUGUCCAAAAAGUCAAGGGACCAAAGAGAUAUGUUGUGUUUGUUGGCAACUUGCCUUUGGAUAUUGAUAAAGAAAAGAUAAUGCAACAUUUUGCUGAAUUUAAUGAUUCAAUAGUAGAUGUCCGUUUGCCAAAGCAAAAAGAAGGUAAAAAGAGUGCUAUAGCUUAUGUGGAACUUAAAAAUGAAGUUGUAUACGAGUUAGCACUGUCAAAACAUCAUUCAAUGCUUGGCAACAAAAGAAUAAAUGUCCUAUACACAACUCAGAAGAAUGGAAAGAUUACAAAAGCAGAAGCCAAGAGUAAAUCAGCAAAGCUAAUAGCACUGCAGAAGUCUGGAAAACUGAUUGGCAGUGUGCCUAUGAACAAAAAACGUAGUCAAAGAAGAUUGAAGAUGAAACAGGCGCGAGCUAAAUUGGCCGCCGAAACCAUCUAGUGUUUAUAACAAUAUUUUUGAAAUAAAG